AUGGAAGCUCAAUUUCAAGUACUUCGCUUUGGAAACGAAAAGUCCGAUGAAGAAAUUGUCUACGGUUCAAGCUAUCCAUUCGUUCGUAAUAUAGAAACCCUUAUAAUGAAUUCAACUGAGACCCGAAGUGCGAAGAAGAACAGGAAGAAAAAAAUAAUCGGAUCCCCCCCACGACCCCAGAAUUCGUGGAUUAUUUAUAGGAGAGAUACAAGUGCUAAACCAGAAUUUAAAGGAAGAACGCCCCAAUUUAUUUCAGCUGAAAUUGAAAAGCUAUGGAAAAAUGAGAGUAAGGAGUUUAGUCCGUCCAAUUUUGGAUCUCCUUCUUUUAUGGAAAUGGAUUUUGAAUCACCACUUUUAUCUGACGUCAAUCUUGAAUCUCCUCUUACAACCGACUGUAAUCCUCAAGAACUGGAUUCUCCAUUUCCAACCGACUUCAAUUCUCAAUCUUCAUACUUAUCCGCCGACAUUCCAUUUGAUUUUGUAUUGAAUUCCCCAUACGAAGAUCCUCAGCUUAUGAUAGACGUUUCGCCGCAAACUUCUGGAUAUGAAUAUUCUUAUUCGUUGAAUGAUAUGAAUAUGAUGGGUGCCGCGAAUUUCGCACCGUUGAAUUCCAUUGCUCAAAAUAAUAUACCAUAUGGAUAUGUUCCCGAAGACAACGUUUUACCAUUAGACCCAACAAAUUAUGAUAACACAACUUUUCCACCACCACAACCUGAUAUAUCGCAACUGAUUAGUCAGUUGUCCGACGAGGAGUGUGCUUUGCUUUUGGAGUACUUAAAAUCCGAUGGACACAUUUCCGAAGAAAUAUCACCUAAUCAAUCCGACUUCAAUUUACUCAUUCCUCAUUCCAUCUUUUUUGAUUUACAAGAUUCUAGAUCUCUACAAUAG
Funneliformis caledonium is the source of this 888-nucleotide messenger RNA. Lineage: Eukaryota; Fungi; Glomeromycota; Glomeromycetes; Glomerales; Glomeraceae. The record is from the annotation of a GenBank genome assembly.